AUGCCGAGCCUAGCGGGGAGCGGGAGGACUGGCGACCGGGAGGCGCACAAAAUGAAGACCCUGAUGCGCCACGGGCUGGCCGUCUGCCUGGCGCUCACCACCAUGUGCACCAGCUUGUUGCUCAUGUACGGCGGCAUCGGCAUCGGCGGGGGCCACCCGGAGCCGCGGCGGCGGCAGCAGCAGGUGGCGGCGGUGCCCAGCCGCCCGCCCGAGCGCGGCCAGCGCCGCCCGGCUCUGCCCGUCGGGGCCGGGCUCCUGGAGGGCUACAUCAGCGUCCUGGAGCACAAGCCAUUAAAGAUGCACUGCAGGAGCUGUGCCCUGGUCACCAGCUCUGGACACCUGCUGGGGAGCAGGCAGGGGGACAGGAUCGACGAGAGCGAGUGCGUCAUACGGAUGAACGACGCACCCACGCGGGGUUACGGAAAAGACGUUGGGAACAAAACGAGCCUCCGAGUCAUUGCACACUCCAGCAUUCAGAGGAUUUUACGAAAUCGCAACGAACUCUUAAAUAUGAGCCAUGGUGCUGUGUUCAUCUUCUGGGGCCCAAGCAGCUACAUGAGGAGAGAUGGCAAAGGCUUGGUCUACAACAACCUGCAGCUGAUGAACCAGAUACUGCCUCAGUUAAAAGUGUAUAUGAUUUCUCGCCACAAGAUGCUACAAUUUGAUGACCUUUUUAAACGGGAGACAGGAAAAGACAGGAAGAUAUCCAACACUUGGCUUAGCACGGGCUGGUUCACAAUGACUAUCGCAUUAGAGCUCUGUGACAGGAUAAAUGUUUAUGGCAUGGUGCCACCGGAUUUCUGCAGGGAUCCUAAUCAUCUUUCAGUACCUUAUCACUACUAUGAGCCGCAGGGACCAGACGAGUGCACAAUGUACAUUUCCCACGAGCGGGGCCGCAAGGGCAGCCACCACCGCUUCAUCACCGAGAAGCGCGUCUUCGAGAACUGGGCACGGACAUUCGACAUCCGCUUCUUCCAGCCAGACUGGAAACCAGAGCCGCUCCCCGUAACCCCCCCUGUGCUGAAACCGCUGGCCUGA
Molecule: messenger RNA, 1038 nt
Organism: Cinclus cinclus
Lineage: Eukaryota; Metazoa; Chordata; Aves; Passeriformes; Cinclidae
Gene: ST6GALNAC5
Product: ST6 N-acetylgalactosaminide alpha-2,6-sialyltransferase 5
Exons: 5
Coding region: 1-1038 (345 amino acids)
Biological process (GO): ganglioside biosynthetic process; oligosaccharide metabolic process
Molecular function (GO): alpha-N-acetylgalactosaminide alpha-2,6-sialyltransferase activity
Source: RefSeq, a predicted model, not a curated record